Molecule: messenger RNA, 4013 nt
Organism: Silurus meridionalis
Lineage: Eukaryota; Metazoa; Chordata; Actinopteri; Siluriformes; Siluridae
Gene: ssrp1b
Product: structure specific recognition protein 1b
Exons: 19
Coding region: 144-2315 (723 amino acids)
Cellular component (GO): FACT complex; nucleus
Molecular function (GO): DNA binding; nucleosome binding; histone binding
Source: RefSeq, a predicted model, not a curated record
CCGAAUCGACUCCCAACCCUAGAGAAACGGUUUUCUCCUUCCCGAAGAAAGAGUAAUGCUGAUAACCUUAUCUAACUGCAUUAUUCAGCUAAUUAUUAACGAGCAGAGAUUGUGAUCGUAGCUGGGAAGUGGGAGCGAAGUCGAUGCCAUGGCUGACAUUCUGGAGUUUAAUGACAUUUAUCAGGAGGUCAAGGGUUCCUGGGGUUAGGUUCUGUGCUGUGCUGUGCUGUGGCAACUCUCAGGAUAGAGUGAACGUGUGCAUCAGUGAGACGACUCCUAAUGACGGGCGUCUGCGAUUCAGUAAGCAGAUGGUGGUGUACAAAAGCAGUAAGACAGGCAAGGUGGACAGUAUCCCUGUCUCAGAGCUCAGCCAGGCUCAGUGGAGGCGAGUCUGCCUGGGCCACGGCAUUAAACUCUCCACCAGCAGCGGACACGUGUACAAAUACGAUGGCUUCAAAGACAGUGAUUUUGAAAAAAUCUCGGAGUAUUUUAAAGAUAAUUACAAAAUGGAGCUGAUCGAGAAAGACAUGUGUGUAAAAGGCUGGAACUGGGGCACUGCUAAAUUCAAUGGCCCAUUGCUGUCCUUUGAAGUGAGUGACACUCCUGUGUUUGAGAUCCCACUCUCCAGUGUAUCCCAGUGUACAACUGGAAAAAAUGAAGUCACUUUAGAGUUUCAUCAGAACGAUGAUACAGAGGUGUCACUCAUGGAGGUUCGUUUUUACGUCCCACCUUCCACAGGAGACGAGGGAGCGGACCCGGUAGAGGCAUUUGCCCAGAAUGUACUUUCUAAGGCAGAUGUGAUUCAGGCUACAGGAGACGCUGUGUGUAUUUUCAGAGAGCUGCAAUGUCUUACACCCAGGGGAAGGUAUGAUAUUCGUAUCUACCCCUCCUUUCUUCAUCUGCAUGGUAAGACGUUUGACUAUAAGAUCCCCUACACCACUGUACUGCGCCUCUUCCUGCUACCCCAUAAAGACCAGAGACAGAUGUUCUUUGUGAUCAGUUUGGAUCCCCCCAUUAAACAGGGCCAAACUCGCUACCAUUUCCUCAUCCUUCUGUUUUCCAAGGACGAAGAAAUAAACCUCACCCUCAACAUGAGCGAGGAAGAGGUAGAGAGGCGGUUUGAGGGAAAGCUGACUAAGAACAUGUCUGGCUCUUUAUAUGAGAUGGUCAGCAGGGUGAUGAAGGCUCUUGUUAACAGGAAGAUCACAGUGCCUGGAAACUUUCAAGGUCACUCUGGUGCUCAGUGUAUUACUUGCUCCUAUAAGGCCAGCUCAGGGCUGCUGUAUCCUUUGGAGAGAGGUUUCAUCUAUGUUCACAAGCCCCCAGUGCACUUGCGCUUUGAGGAGAUCGCUUGUGUGAACUUUGCCAGAGGCACCACCACCACACGCUCCUUUGACUUUGAGAUUGAGACCAAACAGGGCAACCAGUACACCUUCAGCAGUAUUGAGAGAGAAGAGUAUGGAAAGUUGUUUGAUUUUGUCAAUGCUAAGAAACUGAGCAUCAAGAACAGAGGCUUCAAAGAGGGUAUGAAGGUCAGAGACGACAUGUACAGUGACUCAGAUGACGAUCAGCAUGAUGCUUACCUGGAGCGCAUGAAGCAGGAGGGGAAGAUCCGUGAGGAGGCCAACGACAGUGAUGACUCUGAGGCGGGCAGCGAUGAAUCAUUUAACCCUGGAGAUGAAGAUGAUGAUGUUGCAGAAGAGUAUGACAGUAAAGCUUCAGCCAGUGAAAGUAGUGCUGAAGAUGCAGACAGUGGAGAAGAGAGCAAGAAGAAACCUGCUAAGAAGGUUAAACCUAUGAAGGAAGGAAAACAUAAAAAAGAGAAGGCGAUGAAGGAAAGCAGUGCCCCCAAGAGGCCAAUGAGUGCAUAUAUGCUGUGGCUGAACUCUAGCAGAGAUCGCAUUAAAUCAGAAAACCCUGGAAUCUCGGUCACUGAGAUUUUAAAGAAGGCUGGUGAGAUGUGGAAGCAGCUGAACAAAGACAAGAAAGAGGAGUGGGACGGAAAAGCCGAGGAAGCGAAGAAAGAAUACGAGCGAGCCAUGAAGGAAUACAGAGAAAGUGGUGGAAGCACCUCAAAAAAAGCAAGAAAGAAAGGAAAAAAGAAUGAGGAGAAGAAGAAAAAGAAGUUAGGUAAAGGAAGGGAGAAAGAGAGGAACAGGGCUGCUGGUGGGAAUGACAGCUUUAAGAGUCCAGAGUUCAUCUCCAGUGAGGAGAGUUCUUCCGAGUCCAACCGCGGCAGAGGUCGCAAGCGCAAGGGCUCGGCUGAUGAAGAAAAACAAAGCACUCCCAGCUCAGAGGAGUCUGGCUCAGAUUAAGACGCUGUUGGCAAAACCGAUCAUGAAAGAAAAAGACAGGAUUAUGGAGCUGUCCUGUCUCUGUCUUUUUUUAAAAAUGUGUUCUCUUAUUAAUGUUCUGUGCCCAUUCUCUAUUUGAUUUAUUCAGUAUGUAUCUGUGUAACCCAUGCUAACGUGUAUUACUGACGUAUCUGUUUAGCUGGUUGAUGCUAGAAUUUUAAGUAGCAAAUGUUUUGUGAAUACAGCGGGGUCCAAAAACUGUGUUCUAAACCGGAAAUAAGCAGAAAGUCUUUGAAUUUUGAUUAAUAAUUGACUUUCUAGGUCUACAUUACAAUGUAAAAUAGUCUGUGAUAUUGACCAUUUCAACUCCUUUGCAUAAAUGGGCAGAUUUUAUCUUUAAGGUUUAUCCGUGAAACUGAACACUGCUUUUAGUCAACACUCCGUAGCAAUCAUCAACCAUGCAAACUAUAUCUUCAUUGUGCUGGUUUUGUGCACAAGGGUUUCAUUAUGCUGGAAAAGGUUUAGGUCUCCUAGUUCAAGUGGAACGAAAAUGUAAUACUUCUGCAUCCAAAGACAUAAAAUUGUCCCAACUGUAUUUCUCAGAUUUGACUUUUCACUUACUGAUAAUGAUCAUUCAGAUCAUCAAGAUACUGAUCAUUCAGAUAAUGAUCAUCAAUGAUCUUUUAGACUUUUGGGCCCCAUUGUAUGACUUAUAGUUUGAAUAAGUCUGAUUGUUUUAGCCGGGGAUGUCAACCUCAAGUCUUGAAGUGCUGCACUGUGUUCUCUCUUCCAACACAAAUUUAGCUUAUGAAAGCUUUGGAAAUGAAUUCAUCAUUUGAACAGGGUGAUAAAUGAGGUGGAACGCUCUACUCUGAUCAAGCCUUUUGCAAGACUGGAGUCUGACACUCUUCAUGUCUAGUGUUUAUUAUACUGCUUUUAAAAAGCUGAAAGGAUAUAGAGACAUGAUUUGCUCUGCCAUAUUAUACCACAACGUUGUAGAAUUGUCUGAUCUGAUUAGUUAGAACAGUUAAUUUUUUAUUAUUAUGAAUGCACUCGUUCUGAUUCAUCAUUGCUAUAGAAACAACAUACACAUGAACAGAUUUUUUGUAUAAUGUGGAUAUGGUGACGUUUUUUUAAAGAGAUUUUUAUUUAUUUAACAUUUUUAGAAAAAAACAUCUAGUGCCAGUGCUGUGAACCAAUCAUAGGUUAAGCUGUUAAAAAAACCCUGAGAGUUAUUAACAGUUUAUAUUGUAAAUGAUAACAUGAAUUACAGACAUAUAGACAAAAAUGAUGAUGUGCCAACGUGUAAAAGACUGGGCACUGGCAAAUUGUUGCGAAUAUAGAGGAAUAAAAAUAAUACAAGUGAUACCAGGAACUAACUUGUUUCUCAGAUGUUUCACAGCAUUAGUUUCACUGUGAACAGACAAAAAUAAUAACGUGCCAUUGAUUCAUAUGUAUUUUUCUUUUUAGCAUUGUCAAAUUGCUGUGGUGUAAGAGGAAUAUAACACUUUGGGAUGUACAGUUACUGGGAAAUAUUGGUAACAUCACAACAAACUGUCAUUGAUUAUUGUCAUAGAACAGCAUGCCCAGGCCUUGUUUUAUUUCUUAUAUAAUGAAGUAAAAAAAAGUAAAGUAAAGUUUGAACUACACCCUAUGGACAAACGUUUGUGGACACCUGACCAUAAGACCAUUCAUAUGUGUUUUUUGAACACUCUGUUC